This is a messenger RNA of Penicillium crustosum, 1989 nucleotides long. RefSeq lists its product as uncharacterized. The record is from RefSeq and is a predicted model, not a curated record. NCBI's taxonomy places the organism in Eukaryota, Fungi, Ascomycota, Eurotiomycetes, Eurotiales, Aspergillaceae. The coding region runs from base 1 to 1989 and encodes 662 amino acids. The transcript has 8 exons.
AUGGCCCAAUUCCAUCGACAAUGGACGAGAGCCUUCACGGCAGCUCUGAGUGUAGUUUCCUUUCUGGGUAAUUUCAACCCAGUCAAUGGAUUGAGUUCUGCACAAGGGCGGACCAUAGAGCUCAACGGAGUUCCCUACUACGUUGGCAAUGUGGCUGUUUCCCAGAUAUUGGACGUACCUGUGUCAAUCUAUGAGGAACUGUGCAUAUCCGAGGUUGAUAUAUUCCCUCUGACGAUCAUCUCUAGCAAUACAUCAAGCUUCACAGGUCACGAGCUAGAUGGGAUUGUGUCCGACUAUACGAACAGAGAUGAUGUGUUUAAUACCGCAUUCUUGAAAGCUGUGUAUGUGGCGUACAAUGGAGAUGGAACCCCGUCCGUCGAGAUACGGUCAACAUUUUCUACACUGCUUAACAAUGGCAAUUCGCUGUUCCUGGUCUCACCGGAAUAUGCCAAUAAGGGACUGGAAUCUACAGUCAAGACUCGUCUUACAAAACCUCUCCCGAUCGGUCCCUACUUUGUUUCAGCGAAGAGCGGCAAAAUAUUCAAGGCUCAUAGGCUUUACUCAGAUGAUAACCAAGCCUUCCUUGAGCCAGCUAUCAGCGACGAGAAGGGCGGGUACAUCUCACUGGCUCCAGGAUUUCAGGGACAUAGUAUUGCCGUUCCAUCACGGUUAUACUAUACUGCUACACCAGAGCAGCCAUUGGCCGGUCUCCGACUUGGCGUAAAGGAUAUUUUUCACGUCAAGGGUCUGCGAACAAGUGGCGGCAAUCGCGCAUACUACUCACUCUACGACGAACGCAACACCACUGGCCCAGCCAUCCAAAGUCUUAUUGAUCAAGGCGCAGUCCUUGUUGGAAAAAUGGGAACCGUUCAAUUUGCCAAUGGCGAUAGCCCAACAGCGGAUUGGGUUGAUAUCCACUGUCCCUUCAAUCCUCGGGGCGACGGAUAUCAAUACCCCAGCGGCUCCUCAACUGGCCCAGGCGCAGGAAUGGGAUCCUAUGAAUGGCUCGAUAUUGCCGUAGGAAGUGACACGGGCGGCUCGAUGCGCGGCCCAGCUGGUGCCCAAGGGCUUUUCGGAAACCGGCCUUCCACAGGUGCAGUAGACCUGGAUGAAGUUAUUCCACUUUGCUCUGGUCUCGAUACUGCAGGAGUAUUUGCUCGCAGCGCUGCGUUGUGGUCGCGUGUUGUUCAUGCUUGGUAUAAGCGGUUUGAUAGCCGAUUUGACUCUUACCCCAGUUCCAUUUUGUACCCCGAGAACUCUUUCACCGCAGAUGCUAUUAACAACACGGAUGCUUCAGUUUUGAUUGAACGCUUUGUUACUCAAUUCGAGGCCUUUUUGGGUACCAAACGUACCGUUAUUGAUGUUCGUGGAUCCUGGAAUACGACACGUCCUGCUAACGCGACUGCCUCUUUGGAUGAUUUGCUUCAUUAUACCUAUGGAACCCUCAUCAGUGUUUACCAAUGGCUUCACCUAGGCCUGCCGUUCUUCGCUGAUUACGCCAAGAAGCACUCAGGACGUACCCCAUAUAUUAACCCAGGUCCUCUCCUACGCUGGAAUAUUGGAAGAGAAGCCGGGCAGCAAGGAUUUGACACGGCCUGGAAUAAUAAGACCAUCUUCAUGGACUGGUGGAAUAGUCCAAGCGGAUUCGGCGCUCGAAACAACAAAACCUGCUCUGAGUCGGUGUACAUUUAUCCAAAUAGCGUUGGAGCCGUGAGCUACCGCGACAGAUACUUGGGACCCCCAACUGCCCCGUAUUGGGGAAUGGGCGACAGCAACAUCGCUGUCUUCGCUAGUGUUCCUGACCUCGUCGUCCCGAUUGGAGAGGUUCCUUACAAUAGUACCAAGAGUGGUAAAAUGGAAUAUCUCCCCGUGACAAUGAGCUUGGUUGCUGCCCGAGGGUGCGAUCUUAUGUUAGCUGACAUGGUCGCGCAAAUGGAACAAGAGGGUAUUCUUCGUCCGGUCUCGGUUGGACCCAGGUUGUAUCCCUAG